AUGUAUUGGAAAGUGGUUGUGACCACGGCGGCGCUGGCCUCGCGCGCUUACGCCGAGAUUCGCCCGCUGUCGAUGGAUUCCGCUGUCGAGGUCCGCGCGGUGGACGUGUUAGAACGAAGCUACGAGGAUGUCGCAAACCGAUACAUGGAAAAGCGACAAAGCUCCGUUGUGGACGGAGAGUGGGGUUCGAGGGCGACCGAAGUCACCCUCAACAACGACGGCACCAUCAACAUGACGGCCUGGGAGCAGGAGACGUCGGUCAAAUGCACCGACGCCCUCUCACAUCUCGACCAGGCCUCGAACCCUUCUGGAACCUGCAUUUGCUACAACCUGCCGAGCCUGAACUCCCAAACUGGUGUCUUCGAAGCCGACCUGCGCUUGUUCAAGGUCUCUGAGCCGAAUGGUGCCUUCUCGGGCAUUCCGCCACAAAACAUCCAGGUUGGACUUUCAUUCAACGGAGCAUCCGUCUCACCAGUUAGCGCAAGCAAAAUUGGCAGCUCUACUCCACGACGGGAUAUCAACUUUGAAGUCCACUGGGCCGGCUUGCAAAAAAGAGUCGUCACGCCGCAGGCCCUGCAAACCUAUCUGUUUGUCGGACAGAUCGACCAGACCAGAAUGGUGGCACCCAUGGCACAAUUUGAAGCACUCGUUAUGCCGACUCUCACGCUUACUGGUGUUAAUGCCGCUGGCCAGACUGUCAGCACGAACGUCUCCUCCAACGAGGCCGCCUUCCUUACCGGUGUCUUCUCCAAGGAAAUCAUCAGAUCUGAUUUUGCCGUUGCCCAGGCUGCCGUCGACGAAGUUGUCGCCCAGCUCAAGAACGGCACCGUUGCCUUUGUACUCCCUGGCGUGCAACUGAUGAUCUUCCCCGUCGGUCUCAUCGUCACCAGUACCUGGCUCCUCAUCGGACUGGGGUUCUAUGGAUUCGGCACGUAUGAGCGAAUUGUCUACGCAGAGAGCUACAGGAGAAGACGGGCUGUCGCAGGCGACACAGCCAAGCGCAUAUAA
Molecule: messenger RNA, 1008 nt
Organism: Colletotrichum orchidophilum
Lineage: Eukaryota; Fungi; Ascomycota; Sordariomycetes; Glomerellales; Glomerellaceae
Exons: 2
Coding region: 1-1008 (335 amino acids)
Source: RefSeq, a predicted model, not a curated record